Molecule: messenger RNA, 873 nt
Organism: Nicotiana attenuata
Lineage: Eukaryota; Viridiplantae; Streptophyta; Magnoliopsida; Solanales; Solanaceae
Product: photosystem I reaction center subunit III, chloroplastic-like
Exons: 2
Coding region: 103-789 (228 amino acids)
Biological process (GO): photosynthesis
Cellular component (GO): photosystem I; photosystem I reaction center; chloroplast thylakoid membrane
Source: RefSeq, a predicted model, not a curated record
UAAAAACCAUCCCUUCACUCUCCACUCUCCAUCUCCAAACUCUCCUUCUUCUACCAUUUUUCUUGAAAAUAAUACCUUAAAAAAGUAGGGAAAAAAAACACCAUGUCUCUCACUAUUCCUACAAACCUUUCAAAAUCCAUAACAACACCUAGGUUUAGCUCUCAGUUUAGCACAAAACCAAGAACUUCAACCAUUGUUUGCUCUUCAAACCAAACCCCUUCAUCUAAUUCAACAGAGGAAACUUCUUCUUCAUUAAAGGCUUUUUCUGCUGCACUUGCUUUGUCUUCUAUUCUGUUGUCAGCACCAGUACUUCCAGCUUCUGCUGACAUCUCGGGGCUCACUCCAUGCAAGGAAUCAAAGCAGUUUGCAAAGCGUGAGAAGCAACAGAUCAAGAAACUUGAGAGUUCACUCAAACUUUAUGCGCCUGAUAGUGCUCCUGCCCUUGCUAUUAAGGCCACUGUUGAGAAAACCAAGCGCAGGUUUGACAACUAUGGGAAACAAGGACUGUUGUGUGGAUCAGAUGGAUUGCCACAUUUGAUAGUGAGUGGAGACCAAAGGCACUGGGGAGAGUUUAUCACACCAGGGAUCCUCUUCUUGUACAUUGCUGGUUGGAUUGGGUGGGUUGGAAGGAGUUACUUGAUUGCUGUAAGAGAUGACAAGAAACCAACUAUGAAGGAAAUCAUUAUUGAUGUUCCUUUGGCUAACAAGCUCGUCUGGAGAGGCUUCAGCUGGCCUGUUGCUGCUUAUAGAGAGUUCUUGAAUGGAGAGCUCACUGACCCUAAUUUCUGAUUUCAUUCAUUUUCUAAAUUUUGGAGUAUUGUACUCUCACUUGUUUAUAUUUAAUGAAAGAAUGUGAAUUUCCUAUAUUAAUUA